This is a messenger RNA of Megachile rotundata (alfalfa leafcutting bee), 546 nucleotides long. RefSeq lists its product as uncharacterized. NCBI's taxonomy places the organism in Eukaryota, Metazoa, Arthropoda, Insecta, Hymenoptera, Megachilidae. The record is from RefSeq and is a predicted model, not a curated record.
AUGUUGCGAGUGAUACUUCCGGUGUUGAUUUUCGUGGUAUGUUUGAUAUUCUGCUGUACCGCGUGCUCGCCGGAUAUUGGCCAGUCGUUGGAUUUGAAACAGUUUGCAGGAGAAUGGUUUUUUGCGGCUGGGACCCCGAUCAACGAGAGUUUAAGUAGAUGCGGAAGGUUCCUGGUUAGACAAACAUCCUAUACUACCUUCUCGAUAAAAUACACUGCCGUUAGUUACAAAAAUAAUAUUCCGAUAAGUUUCAACGUCGAUGGAAGUGUCGAGGGAAAUAAGAUCGUUGGAACUUGGCAGUUGCAGGGAUCUAAGAGGAUACUUGGACCGUUCCGCCACGUUAUAUUGUACGCAAAGUACAAAAGCGUUGUUGGCAUGCUAGUCUGUUCGGAGAAUGGCUCGUCUCACCAGCAACGGUACAAGUUCUCUAUGAUUUGGUCCCGAGAGAGAAGUCUGCCUUUGCCGGUCCUGAAGGAGCUCAAGUCCAAACUGGGAGUAUACAUUAAUCAAGGGGAAAUUCGGAUGGUGGAUCAUGGGAACUGUUAA